AUGAAGUUGACAGCUGCUACAAUUGCUGCCGCCCUGGCCAUUGGCGCCUUGGCCCAACCACGCUUCACCAACACCGUCAUCAACCCCUCGGAGGGCAAGCCGUUCACACUCACCUUUGAUGGCUGUACCGGCGGCUGCACCAUCACUCUCCAGACCGGCCCCAACUCCCUGGCCCUCGCGGAUAUCCGCACUUUGACCUCCGAUGCUACCGAAUCCUUCGACGUCACUCUUGACAACCUUCCGAGUGGCACCUACAAUUUCAAGAUUACCAACAACAGUGACGGCUCCGAACCCAACUAUAGCACCCCCUUCACCUACCAAGGAACUGGACCUACCUCUUCCGACUCCUCUAGCAGUUCGUUGCCUACUUCUAGUGCCUCCAGCGGCUCUUCUACGGAUUCGAUUUCGACCAGCUCCUCUAGCGAAUCGUCCAACACCUCGUCCGCUACGAGCUCGAGCGACUCUUCCUCUAGCACCGAUUCGACUACCUCGACAGGCUCUUCUUCUACUGGCUCUUCCACCUCCACACAAUCGUCUCGUCCAAGCAGCACCACCUCCUCUCAGCCUAGCGCCACGUCACCACCCAGUGCUGGUUCCGUUGCGGGCUUCUCUCCUCUCGGCCUCGUCGGUGCCGCCGCUGCCGCCCUUUUCCUGUAA
Messenger RNA from Cordyceps militaris CM01, 657 nucleotides. RefSeq lists its product as uncharacterized. The transcript is spliced from 3 exons. The coding region runs from base 1 to 657 and encodes 218 amino acids. NCBI's taxonomy places the organism in Eukaryota, Fungi, Ascomycota, Sordariomycetes, Hypocreales, Cordycipitaceae. The record is from RefSeq and is a predicted model, not a curated record.